Messenger RNA from Cariama cristata (Red-legged seriema), 1921 nucleotides. It is a transcript of the gene INTS8, whose product is annotated as integrator complex subunit 8. Gene Ontology annotation, molecular function: protein binding. The transcript is spliced from 17 exons. The annotation marks the transcript as partial. The record is from RefSeq and is a predicted model, not a curated record. NCBI's taxonomy places the organism in Eukaryota, Metazoa, Chordata, Aves, Cariamiformes, Cariamidae. Gene Ontology annotation, cellular component: integrator complex. Gene Ontology annotation, biological process: snRNA 3'-end processing.
GCUGCUUUGUUUCUCAGGUUUGUUCAAGAUCAAUAAACUUGGAAAAUGCUUCCGAAGCACUGAAGAGAAAAAUGGCAGCAUUUCUCAAAAACUUGUGUUUGGGUUUGGAAGAUCUUCAGCUUGUCUUCAUGAUUUCAUCUCAUGAGCUGUUCAUAAAACUUCUGAAAGAUGAUGAACGGAAGCUGCUCAUUGAUCAAAUGCGGAAGAGAUCUCCUCGAAUCAACCUGUGCACAAAACCUGUGACUUCUUUUUAUGAUAUCCCAGCUUCAGCAAGUGUCAAUAUUGGCCAGCUUGAACAUCAGCUCAUAUUGUCAGUAGAUCCUUGGCGGAUUCGCCAGAUCUUAAUUGAGUUGCAUGGUAUGACUUCAGAACGCCAAUUCUGGACUAUUUCGAAUAAGUGGGAAGUACCAAAUGUUUACGGCAAUGUUAUUUUAGGAAUCAAAGACAAUCUGACUAGGGAUUUGGUCUACAUCCUUAUGGCGAAGGGAUUACACUGCUGUGCAAUUAAGGAUUUUGUCCAUGCAAAACAGCUUUUUGCUGCUUGCUUGGAGCUUGUGACAGAGUUUUCUCCAAAACUCCGUCAAGUCAUGCUGAAUGAAAUGUUACUUUUGGACAUUUACACUCAUGAAGCUGGAGCUGGUGUUUCUGGUGAACGUCCUCCUUCUGAUCUUAUAAGCAGAGUCCGAGGAUAUCUGGAAAUGAGAGUACCUGAUAUUCCUCUUCGACAAGUUAUAGCUGAAGAAUGUGUUGCCUUCCUGUUAAACUGGUGUGAGAAUGAGUAUUUGACCAUGCAAGUUCCAUUACCUCUGGUUCAAACUAAUCCUUAUGUAAAGCUGGGGCAGUUGCUGGCUGCUACUUGCAAAGAACUUCCAGGUCCCAAAGAAAGUAGACGGACAGCUAAAGACCUUUGGGAAGUAGUCGUACAAAUCUGCAGUGUAUCCAACCAGCACAAACGGGGGAAUGAUGGCAGAGUGAGUUUGAUAAAACACAGGGAGUCUACAUUGGGCAUUAUGUACAGGAGUGAAUUGCUGUCCUUCAUCAAAAAGCUUCGGGAACCAUUGGUUUUAACCACAAUAUUGUCCCUGUUUGUCAAGCUUCAUAAUGUUCGGGAAGACAUUGUGAAUGAUAUUGCAGCAGAGCACAUUUCCAUCUGGCCCUCAUCCAUCCCCAAUCUUCAAUCAGUGGACUUUGAAGCUGUGGCUGUUACAGUAAAAGAGCUAGUCAGCUAUGCAUUGACUAUCAACGCAAACAACCACUUCUGGUUAAUUAUUCAGGCAGAUAUUUAUUUCGCAACAAAUCAGUAUUCAGCAGCCCUUCACUAUUACCUACAGGCAGGAGCUGUAUGCUCAGACUUCUUUAAUAAGAUGGUACCACCAGAUGUGUACACAGACCAGGUGAUAAAAAGAAUGAUCAAGUGUUGUUCUUUACUCAACUGUCACACUCAGGUAGCUAUUUUAUGCCAGUUCCUCAGAGAAGUAGACUAUAAAACUGCAUUUAAGGCACUGCAGGAACAAAACAGUCAUGAUGCCAUGGAUUCUUACUAUGAAUACAUCUGGGAUGUCACCAUCUUGGAGUAUCUGACAUAUCUCCACCACAAAAGAGGCGAGACAGACAAGCGGCAGAUAGCAAUAAAAGCCAUUGGCCAGACAGAGCUGAAUGCCAGCAACCCCGAGGAAGUCCUACAGCUUGCUGCACAGAGAAGAAAAAAGAAGUUUCUUCAAGCAAUGGCAAAACUUUACUUCUAGGCUAGGGCUGGAAGAUUGUUAUAAAAUGUGUGGAAGUGAAAGAAAUCUUUCAAGACUUUAUUAUUUUUUUUAAAUUCAUUUAAAAUUUUUAUACAACAUAUACAGUCUAGUAUCUUUCUUUUUAGAAAUAGAUGAAAUCUUAUAAUAAACCCCUUAUUUUUACAAACUGUACAGAA